AUGACGGGAGAGGUUAUAUCUAUUCAGGUUGGGCAAUGUGGUAAUCAAGUUGGUAAGCAGUUUUGGGGACAAUUGGCUAAAGAGCAUGGGAUCGGUGUUGAUGGCCAAAGUUUACAUCCGGAAGAGCCUAAUGUUAUAAAAGAAGAUGAUACUAAUAUAUUUUUCCGACAGAAUGAUCAUAAUAGGUAUACCCCUAGAGCAUUAUUAUUUGAUUUAGAACCGAGUGCUAUUGCAGAUGUCCAAAACUGUUUCCCUGGCUUUUUUAAUGAGAGAAAUAUCUGGAUAUCUAAGGAUGAAUUAGGAGCUGGUAAUACCUGGCCUAUCGGUUAUGAUUAUGGUCAGGAAAAUCAGGAUGAGUUUUUAAAUAUGUUGGAUAAAGAAAUUGAUGCAACAGGAAAUUUUGAGGGGUUUCAAUUAAUACAUUCUGUGGCUGGGGGCACUGGCUCUGGGUUGGGUUCCAAUUUACUAGAAGCUUUGUCUGAUAGAUACCAUAAAAAGAUUGUCACGACAUAUUCUGUAUUCCCUGGUAGUGAAUCUGAGGUUGUUGUUCAACCAUAUAAUACUGUCUUAACGUUGAGAAGAUUGAUAGACAAUGCAGAUGCAUCCAUUGUAUUUGACAAUGAGGCAUUACUAAACUUGACAGCCAGGGUAUUCCGAGACCCAAACACAAGCUAUCAACAGACUAAUCAGUUGAUAGCUAGUGUCAUGUCUUCGAUCACGAACAGUUUAAGAUUUCCAAGUUAUAUGUACAAUUCGUUACCUAGUAUAUUUUCUACAUUGGUACCUACACCGGAGCUUCACUUUUUGGUCCCGAGCUUUACUCCUUUCACUACUGAUUUUAUUCCAGAGGCGAAGGAUUUUAAACGGUUGACUGCGUAUGAUGUAAUACUAGACUUGUUUGACAGGAAUAAUUCUAUGGUUUCUCGAGACACUGACACACCCAUGUAUUUAACCAUAUAUGAUGUACUACAGGGUUCCGUCGAGCAAAGCGAUGUGACAAGGGCCAUACUAAAGACACAACAGCGAACCAAAUUCGUUCCAUGGUCACCAACGUCGAUCCAUGUUAAUUUAGGGAAAAAGUCGUCUUAUAAUUUAUCCGCCAACUCAGACUACGUCAGUGGUAUGAUGCUUGCGAAUACAUCAUCGAUUAUAUCUGUAUUGCAGAAGACUGUUUCCAGCUUCGAUGUAAUAUUUAAAAGAGGUGCUUUCCUCCAUAAAUUUCAAAAUGGCAAGAUAUUUCAACACGGAUGGGACGAAUUUCUAGAAUCUAGAGAAGUUAUCCAAAGUGUAAUAGAUGAGUAUGCUGCGGCUGAGCAAGAAAACUACCUAGAUGACAUACUCACGGAAGAAGGUAAUGCUGUUGGAGGGGAUGCAGAAAUGCUUGAUAUAGAAGGCAAUGGAGAUAUCAUAUGA
This is a messenger RNA of Eremothecium cymbalariae DBVPG#7215, 1413 nucleotides long. RefSeq names its product gamma-tubulin (gene TUB4). Gene Ontology annotation, molecular function: structural constituent of cytoskeleton; GTP binding. Gene Ontology annotation, biological process: mitotic cell cycle; mitotic sister chromatid segregation; mitotic spindle organization. Gene Ontology annotation, cellular component: nucleus; microtubule; gamma-tubulin complex. The coding region runs from base 1 to 1413 and encodes 470 amino acids. Lineage: Eukaryota; Fungi; Ascomycota; Saccharomycetes; Saccharomycetales; Saccharomycetaceae. The transcript has a single exon. The record is from RefSeq and is a predicted model, not a curated record.